AAAAAGCGAAAGGAAUAAUGCUAAAAGGAAAGAAAGAAGGCCAUUAGCACAGCGAGGACAGAAUCCGGCUGCUCCUUCUUCUUCUUCUGCAAGAAGCCAUCGGCCGCCUAUCUCGCCGCUGUCGUUCGCCUUCUAAACCAGAGGCUGGAAACCGCGAGGAGAAACAGGAUUCAUGGAGGGAGGUGGCGCAGGAAAAGGUUUGGAUGGUCCGAAGACGCCGGAUUUGAAUGGAAAUGGGGAGAAGGACUCCUUGGAGAAUCUCCCUCCUUGCUGCAAGAAAGCGCGGGCAGCGGUUGCCGAGUCCGAAGCUAGAUGCCAUGCCACCGUGGUUUCUGGCUGGUUCUCAAAAUCUCGGUCGAGCUCUGGUGAAGCCGGAAAUUUCUCAUACUACAACAACCCUAUGUGGCCUGGAGAAGCUCACUCCUUGAAGGUAGAACAGGUCUUAUAUCAGGGGAAAUCAGAAUACCAAGAGAUCCUGGUUUUUGAGUCCUCUGUUUAUGGAAAAGUACUCGUGCUCGAUGGCAUUGUGCAGCUAACGGAUAAAGAUGAAUGCGCCUACCAAGAGAUGAUUGCCCAUCUUCCUCUUUGUUCGAUUCCAUCCCCCAAAACUGUCUUGGUCAUAGGGGGUGGUGACGGUGGAGUGCUUCGGGAAAUUUCUCGACAUAGUUCUGUGGAGCGCAUAGACAUAUGUGAAAUUGAUCAGCUGGUCAUAGAUGUUUGCAAGAAGUUCUUCCCAGAUUUAUCUGUUGGAUUUGAGGACCCUCGUGUUCAACUACAUAUUGGUGAUGCGGUUGAAUUCUUGCGAAAUGUUCCUGAAGGGAUGUAUGAUGCAGUUAUUGUCGACUCAUCAGACCCAAUUGGGCCAGCUCAAGAGCUUGUUGAAAAGCCAUUUUUUGAGACAAUUGCAAGGGCUCUUAGGCCUGGUGGUGUCCUUUGUAACCAAGCAGAGAGCAUGUGGCUUCAUACACAUCUGAUUCAGGAUAUGCUCUCUAUCUGUCGUGCGACCUUCAAGGGUUCUGUCCAUUAUGCCUGGACAAGUGUUCCUACGUAUCCUAGUGGAGUGAUUGGAUUUUUGUUAUGCUCAACGGAUGGCCCACCUGUCAAUUUCUUGAAUCCCAUAAACCCAAUCGAGAAGCAGGAAGAGGCAUUCAAAGGAAAAAGGAAGAUCAGAUUCUAUAAUUCAGAGAUACAUAAGGCUGCAUUUGUGUUGCCAUCAUUUGCAAAGAGAGAGUUGAGCUCCUUCUAUGGUUCACCAAUGGUUCAACCAACACAGACAAAUUAUGUAUUGGAGACGGAUGCAGACAAGGAAAAUUCUUCUCCUCAGACCUCUCUUAAUGGGGCUAAAUGAUUCUAUCACAAUAUGGACAACAGGAAAGUUAAAGAUUGAAGUUUGCUGAAUAAAAAACUUGUAGAAGUGAUGCAGGGCGUAUUGCAUGAUGUUGUAUCCGACAAGCAGUUGGUUUGGGAAGCAUAUGGAAACGUUUGGACUACUGGUUCUAUGGUGUACAAUUAAUUUUGAUCAUUGGCUAGCCAAUAGUAAAUAAAAUGAGGCCAUAUUGUGUGCGAGUGUGAUA
Phoenix dactylifera (date palm) is the source of this 1574-nucleotide messenger RNA. Its product is annotated as spermine synthase-like. The record is from RefSeq and is a predicted model, not a curated record. Gene Ontology annotation, cellular component: cytosol. Gene Ontology annotation, biological process: spermidine biosynthetic process. Lineage: Eukaryota; Viridiplantae; Streptophyta; Magnoliopsida; Arecales; Arecaceae. Gene Ontology annotation, molecular function: spermidine synthase activity.